Molecule: messenger RNA, 2266 nt
Organism: Glossina fuscipes
Lineage: Eukaryota; Metazoa; Arthropoda; Insecta; Diptera; Glossinidae
Product: glucose dehydrogenase [FAD, quinone]
Exons: 4
Coding region: 54-2129 (691 amino acids)
Molecular function (GO): flavin adenine dinucleotide binding; oxidoreductase activity, acting on CH-OH group of donors
Source: RefSeq, a predicted model, not a curated record
GAGUCUGACAUACAACAAUAUGGUGCGCAUGCCCAAACGAAAAGAAUUGAUAAAUGGCUUUAAGUGCGGUCGUAGCUUCCGUUGGUGGUUUAAUAUUCAAAGCCAGUGCGGCUAAUAAAGCAGCCGCUACGGCUGGUGUAGCGGUGGGUGCGUCUAAACUAGGUCUUGCCAUAGCCGGUGCGGUUAAAUUGGCCACCACUGUUAUCGGUGUUGGUAAAUUAACAAUUUUGCCCUUUCUUGUAGCCGCCAUUGCCUAUUAUAAUUACGAUCUAUUCGAUCCGGAAAAUCGUCCAUUUAAUGUGCAAAAAAUCGAUCGUUCCUAUGAUUUUAUUAUAAUCGGUGGCGGCUCGGCAGGUAGCGUUCUAGCCUCUCGACUAUCCGAAAUAUCACAAUGGAAAGUUCUAUUACUAGAAGCGGGUGGUCAUGAAACCGAAAUAACCGAUGUCCCACUACUCUCGUUAUAUUUGCACACCAGCAAAUUGGAUUGGAAAUAUAGAACACAGCCUCAACAAAGUGCCUGUCAAGCUAUGAAAGAUAAGCGUUGCCGUUGGACUAGAGGUAAAGUGUUAGGCGGUAGUUCUGUAUUAAAUACUAUGCUUUACAUAAGGGGUAAUCGUCGUGAUUUUGAUCAGUGGGCCUCCUUUGGUAAUCCUGGCUGGAGUUAUGAAGACGUUUUACCCUAUUUUCGUAAAUCUGAGGAUCAACGAAAUCCGUAUUUGGCACGUAGCAAGAGAUAUCAUGGCACAGGUGGUCUUUGGACGGUACAAGAUGCCCCCUAUAAUACGCCUUUAGGCCCAGCAUUUUUGCAAGCAGGCGAAGAGAUGGGUUACGAUAUAGUCGACGUUAAUGGAGAACAACAAACUGGAUUCGCUUUCUAUCAAUUCAAUAUGCGUCGGGGCUCGCGCUGCUCGACGGCCAAAUCAUUUUUAAGACCGGCUCGUUUACGUAAAAAUUUACAUGUUGCCUUAUUUGCUCAUGUUACGAAAAUUCUAACUCACCCGCAAACGAAAAGAGCUAUUGGCGUACAAUUUAUUCGCGAUGGUAUACUGCAGACAGUUUACGCUACACGAGAGGUGAUAUUAUCAGCGGGCGCCUUAGCUUCACCGCAUUUAUUAAUGUUAUCGGGUAUAGGUCCAGCUGAAGAAUUGCAAAGAGUGGGCAUUCCACUAGUGUAUAACGCGCCCGGAGUCGGACAAAAUCUGCAGGAUCAUAUCGCCGUUGGUGGCUUGGCUUUCCUUAUUGAUUAUCCCAUAUCGAUAGUUAUGAAACGCUUAGUUAAUAUUAAUACAGCUUUACGGUACGCUGUCACUGAGGAUGGACCUUUGACUUCAAGUGUAGGUCUGGAAGCUGUAGCUUUUAUUAACACAAAAUACGCUAAUUCAAGCGAUGAUUGGCCCGACAUAAACUUUAUGUUAACCUCUGCUUCAGUUAUGUCCGAUGGAGGCUCCCAAGUAAGAAUCGCUCAUGGGUUAUCGGAUGAAUUCUACAAUGAAGUCUACAGCGAAAUAAACAAUCGCGAUGUUUUCGGUGUAUUUCCCAUGAUGUUGCGACCGAAAAGUCGAGGUUUUAUCAAAUUGGCUUCCAAGAAUCCUCUACGGUAUCCAUUAUUGUAUCAUAAUUACCUCACACAUCCGGAUGACGUUAAUGUUCUAAGAGAAGGUGUUAAAGCCGCUAUAGCUGUCGGUGAAACUCAAGCAAUGAAAAGAUUUGGAGCUCGUUUCUGGUCUAAGAAAUUGCCGAAUUGUCGGCACCUGCCUCACUUCACCGACGACUAUUGGGACUGCGCGAUACGGCAAUAUACUAUGACUAUUUAUCAUAUGUCGGGCACAGUAAAAAUGGGUCCACCUAGCGAUCCAUGGGCGGUUGUUGAUUCUCAACUUAGAGUUUAUGGCGUACCUGGCUUAAGAGUGAUAGAUGCCAGUAUUAUGCCAACUAUAACCAAUGGCAACAUCCAUGCUCCGGUAGUUAUGAUAGCCGAAAAAGGAGCGGACAUGAUUAAAGAAUUAUGGUUGGAUGCGACACAGUAUCGUGCAAAACGAAGCGGUGACGAUGAAAGCGAGGCCUGUAAUAUCACCGAAGCGUCUACCAUAACAAUGGAACGAGACUCUCAUACAAAAGGAAUUUCAUAGCCCCUUAAAGCGUAAAUUUAAAUGCUUAGAUGCUUAAAUAAUUUUAAUUAGUUAAUUAGUUUGUUUUAAAAAUCAUUAUUUAUUUUUCAUGCUUUCUUUAUCAGUGUUGUCUUUUAUUCGUUCGAAGAUUUAGUUUC